Messenger RNA from Paramecium sonneborni, 608 nucleotides. NCBI's taxonomy places the organism in Eukaryota, Ciliophora, Oligohymenophorea, Peniculida, Parameciidae. The record is from the annotation of a GenBank genome assembly.
AUGAUACUUUAAUUCAAAUGUGAAAGAUUACAUUAUUUACUCAAUACUCACUAUGUUGUCAAUGUAUAUAAAGAUAGACUAACUAUUGGCAAAAAUGUAUAAGUUUAUAUUUAUGCAUUUUAAAGAGUCUUCCAAAAUAUGAGUACAAAUUUACAUUAUAAAAUGUGUUACAUUGGUAUAUAGAAGGAUAUAAAAUUCAAGCAUUUGGAAUCUAACACAAAAAUGUUAUCAAAUUCUUUAAAGCUAAUCACAAAGAUCUGGAUUAAUUGAGAGUUGUGUGUAGUAGUCUUAUCUGUUUUGAUAACCUUGCCGAAUUCUAUAGACAAAUAGAUGUAGAUGAUUCUUCAAAAAUAAUGGAUUAAUUUUCUCAUGAAACUUAUACAUUGAAAUUCUUAAACUACGUACAGUUACAAAGACAAGUUCCUCUAUUAAGAUCUUUGAAUCAUCCAAAUAUUCUUAAAGUCAGAGAAUGCUUCAUGUAUCAUCAACGAACUUAUGUAAUCCUAGAAUUUGUUAGUGGAAUGACUUUAGAAAAUUACAUGGUUAAAAAUCCAAAUCUCAGCCAUCUCUAAUGUUAAUCAAUUAUUGUGGUAAGUCUUAAAGUCUGA